Puccinia triticina is the source of this 459-nucleotide messenger RNA. RefSeq lists its product as uncharacterized. The record is from RefSeq and is a predicted model, not a curated record. NCBI's taxonomy places the organism in Eukaryota, Fungi, Basidiomycota, Pucciniomycetes, Pucciniales, Pucciniaceae. Bases 1 to 459 code for a protein of 152 amino acids. The transcript is spliced from 3 exons.
AUGCCAUUUUUAAAAUCGCUAGCAGUGCUCACAAUUAUAGCUCAUGGGCUUUUAGCUCAGCAAAUUGUACCCAGGCAGAGUAAAACGUGCGCUUUUCAUUGCCCCGGUCCAGUCCACGGUGAUUGGAAUGCAGGAGCUUGUGUAUUAGUAUUUGCGUCGGGCUCAGACAACCAGCCAACAGAAUUGAAGGUGAAAGCAGCAACCCCAACGGCGCAUCAUCCCAACUUUUUCAAUUGCAUCGGAACCUACCCCGGGAACCCAAAGGUUGUCAGCGCUUGUUGUCGCCAUGAUGUUGUUCCACCGUUAGGCAUAGCGUCAAAAUCCUUUUACAUUCGCAAAGGCAGACCACCUGAGGAAGGAGGUUUACCAGCCAACCCAGGAUACAACACAUUCUGCCAAAUCCCUGAUCCCCACAAAACGAAACCCGCAGAUUUCCCCCCGGACUGCAGGGAAUCUUAA